GGCGGGGGUCUCCGGUGCCCGCGCUGUGCUGCCGCGUGGAGCCGAGCUGCGUGUUCCCCGAUCCCGAUCCCCGCUCCCUGAUCCCGAUCCCCGUGCCCGAGCCGUGCCCCCGCCGCGGGCCGGCGGCGCGGGGAUGGGCGCGGGGCUGUGAGCGGGGCGUGAGCCGUGGCCAUGGGGAACAUCUCGUCCAACAUCUCCGCCUUCCAGUCCCUGCACAUCGUCAUGCUGGGCCUGGACUCGGCGGGGAAGACCACGGUGCUCUACCGGCUGAAGUUCAACGAGUUCGUCAACACCGUGCCCACCAUCGGCUUCAACACCGAGAAGAUCCGGCUGAGCAACGGGACGGCCAAGGGCAUCAGCUGCCACUUCUGGGACGUGGGCGGGCAGGAGAAGCUGCGCCCGCUCUGGAAGUCCUACAGCCGCUGCACCGAUGGCAUCAUCUACGUGGUGGACUCGGUGGACGUGGACCGGUUGGAGGAAGCCAAAACGGAGCUGCACAAGGUGACCAAGUUCGCGGAGAACCAGGGCACCCCGCUGCUCGUCAUCGCCAACAAGCAGGACCUGCCCAAGUCGCUGCCGGUGGCCGAGAUCGAGAAGCAGCUCGCCCUCCACGAGCUGACCCCUUCCACCACGUACCACAUCCAGCCCGCCUGCGCCAUCAUCGGCGAGGGGCUCACGGAGGGCAUGGACAAGCUCUACGAGAUGAUCCUCAAGCGCAGGAAGUCCCUCAAGCAGAAGAAGAAGCGGUAGAAGCCCCGCCGAGGCGGGGAGGGAUGGAGGAGCAGACAAAGGAACCGAGGGGGAGACAGAACCAAAGCGAUUCUUCUGGGUUUAAUUGUUAUUUCCCCCCCCCCCUUUAUUUUUUUUUCCUCCUUCCCCAACGAACAGACAAUAGUGGUGGUAACAAAGCGGCUCCCGCCAGCCGAGCCCAGAUCCCGGAGCUCCGCUCUCCCACCCGCUCCUGAGGGUCUGAUCCGGACUCCUUUGGGCUGGAAACAUGCAAAAACGGGGUGAUCCCCCCGCUCCACCCUCCAGGACCACCGAGCCUUUGUGUGCCGGGGGGCCAACAGGGCAGGACCCUGUUGAAGCGCGUUCGAGAGGAGCCCGGUGCGCUUUUGGUCUCCAAUGUGUGCAUUUUGGGGCGGGGGGUGUCGAUGCCAGCCCCCCACAUGCAUUUCGGGGGCAGGGGAUGCUUUGGGGGAGGGGGGGUGUAUGGGUGCACCCUGGGCUCGGCAAGGUCAGCGGGGAGGGGUCUCGCAGCUGCGCCCCGAUGCCCGCCCGUAUCCCCGCAUCCUCGUAUCCCUGCAUCCCCGCAUCCCUCCCCCGCGGUCGGCGGUGGGAAGGGGUGUUGGAAAGUUGAGGGGGGGUUGGACCAGCAGAAAAUGUCAGGGGGGGAGGGGGUGACGGGUAAGAGGACACCCACCCGCCCUGGCUGGUGUUCUAGGGUGCAGAGCAAGGACAGGCAGCCUUUGGGGUGGGGGGAGGAAGGAUGCGGCGCGGGGGGGGCUGAGCAGCUGCUGAGUGGUGCUGAGCUUUAAGCUCUUCGCUUAUAAAAAGGAGGGGGGGAAGCCAAAAAAAAAAGCGCCGUUUUUUUUUUUUUUUUUUUGAAGGCUGCUGGAAGCGCUGGGAGGGUCGUCCUGGACCACUCCCCUCAAAGGCUGGGUUGUGUCACCUUCUGCAGCAAAGCCCCCGGCCCGGCUGUGUGCUGUCCCCAGGCAGAGGGUGCUCCCGGGUGCAGGGUUGGAGGUGAUCCAAGCCAGGGGUUAGUUACUGAAUCUACAAAAAAAAAAAAAAGAAAAAAGCUGAGUUUGUGGUUCUGGUCACUGUGCUGCUCUGCAGUGGGGGCAGGAGGCCAAGUCAGGUUUUAAGGAGGGGGUCAUGGCAGGGCAGAAUGGACGGACAGAGGUGGCCAGAGCUUGUAAAAAUCUCUGCUGGAAAGGGAAAAUGACAGGGCGUGAGGAGACAUGGGGGGUGCAGCUUUGGGGAGGGGGUAGGUUUUUAACAAAGAUUUAAAUCUGGUUAAAAGCCCCUUGUUGCCCAUGGUAGUCAUGUGGGCAAGCUCUGCCUGCAGAGCCACCCGGGCAGCGUCAGACCUUGCCACCUCCUUCUGCAGGUGAACAUUUUGGCACCUGGAUGGGACUGGGGACCAAAAUCCACUUGCUGUCUGUUUUUUAGCUCUCUGCAGGAGAAAACCAGGGUCCUGGCUUCCCACAGAGCAGAAGCAGGCAGCCCUCAGGGGCCAAAUACUCUGAAUUUUGAGCCAGGCAGGAUUUUCUGGUGAUUUUACACCAGCCUUCCCGUUUGCAAACCCCUUCACUGAGCACCGAGGGGAAACCACCGAGCAGACAAAAGAAAAAUGCCCUCCGGCUUCCGGGGAGUUGAUUCUCCCCUUGCAGGACGAGCUCAGCACCUUCCAAAUAGCUCUUUUUGUUUGUUUGUUUUUGGUUUUGUGAGGAAACAAAUGUUGCAGCCGAGUUGUGUUUCUUCUCUCGUUGCGGGGUUUUGAGUUCCCGACGCGAGUCCCGACUUGUGCACCGAGCGAGUGGGCUGGUCCCAUCACUGCAGGUGGCUCUGUUCCCACUUCCUUGGCUUCCCCUGCUUUGUCUUCACCUCCAACACUUUGGUACUUGCCGUCGAGAGAGAGAGAGAGAGAAAAAAAGGAAUUAUUUAUUUUUGAUGCCACAGAAGCCACGUGUAUUACCCCUUUUUUUGGAGAGCGACCCAUUUUAGAGGUGAAAUGGAAAGCUGUGUUGACCCCCCCCCCCCCUGCUCCAGAGGGAGCAGGUUUUAGGAAUGACACGUUGUGGGUUUUCCCUCCUCGCUGUUUGGUUUAGCAAACACUGGCAUGGAAAGCCUGAUGGUAUUUACGGAGCUCCCAUAUCCUGGGAGUUUGUUCUACCCAGCUGAGCAUCCCCUUGGAGAAAUGGCAGAGCACUGGGAGGUGCAGGUGGGACGCUGUGCUGGUGCUGUUCCCACCAACUCUGCUUUCUGCAAUAAUUAAAGAGACUUUUCCAAUGAGUA
Chiroxiphia lanceolata (lance-tailed manakin) is the source of this 3021-nucleotide messenger RNA. It is a transcript of the gene ARL4C, whose product is annotated as ADP ribosylation factor like GTPase 4C. Gene Ontology annotation, molecular function: GTP binding; GTPase activity. Gene Ontology annotation, biological process: intracellular protein transport; endocytic recycling. Lineage: Eukaryota; Metazoa; Chordata; Aves; Passeriformes; Pipridae. Bases 172 to 750 code for a protein of 192 amino acids. The record is from RefSeq and is a predicted model, not a curated record. Gene Ontology annotation, cellular component: cytoplasm. The transcript has a single exon.